This is a messenger RNA of Pieris napi, 756 nucleotides long. Its product is annotated as mite allergen Der f 3-like. The record is from RefSeq and is a predicted model, not a curated record. Gene Ontology annotation, biological process: proteolysis. The coding region runs from base 1 to 726 and encodes 241 amino acids. NCBI's taxonomy places the organism in Eukaryota, Metazoa, Arthropoda, Insecta, Lepidoptera, Pieridae. Gene Ontology annotation, molecular function: serine-type endopeptidase activity. The transcript is spliced from 7 exons.
AUGAUUAUUGAGCAAUUUAUGCAAGAAGUUGUCGUUUUGAGUGUAUUUAUUUUAAGUGCCCUCGUUUGGGCUGGCGCGGCUGCGGGAGACGCGCAAUUCGUGGCGGCUAUUUUAGAUGACGAGAAAUUUGUCUGUGCAGGAGCUAUACUGAGUGAGAAGUGGAUUGUUACUGCGGGGCACUGUGUUAAGCUUUUGAAACCCAAAGAUAUCAAAGUUGUGGUCGGUACAACAGAUUACACAAAGCCGGGCCAGACUCUCAAAGUUGCAUCAAUCGAAGAACAUCCCAAGUUUGCUGAUAUAACGUCGUUCAACUAUGAUAUAGCUUUAUUAAAACUUGCUUCCGACAUCAAGUUAGAUGACAAAACAAGAAAAAUAGAUCUCACCGGUUCUGACAUUAAAAGCAAAGAACAAUUACAAAUUACUGGAUGGAAACGGGCCAAAGAUACUAACUUGAAAUCACUGAAAUCUGAAGCAAUAAAAGAUAACAAUGACUGUGACCAGUUGUCGGAAGAUGUAGCAGAUAAUUUGUUUUGUUUAGCAAAAAGCCAAAAAGAGACAUAUGGUGAACUAGGCUCGCGUGACCUUCAAGGAGGUCCGAUCGUUGGUGCUGAAAACAAGCUGGAUGGUAUCAUCUAUAAAUUGGUCAAACCAAAACAAAUUGUCGGACUCGCUAUGCGUUUGAAUAAUUUCUCUAAAUGGAUAAAAGAAACGAUGCAAAAAAAGUAAAAUUUACUUUUUAAAUAAACUCUUAAUAUA